Molecule: messenger RNA, 2348 nt
Organism: Cyclopterus lumpus (lumpfish)
Lineage: Eukaryota; Metazoa; Chordata; Actinopteri; Perciformes; Cyclopteridae
Gene: slc35c1
Product: solute carrier family 35 member C1
Exons: 2
Coding region: 343-1449 (368 amino acids)
Biological process (GO): GDP-fucose import into Golgi lumen; protein O-linked glycosylation via fucose
Cellular component (GO): Golgi apparatus
Molecular function (GO): antiporter activity
Source: RefSeq, a predicted model, not a curated record
ACAUAUUAGUGAUGGCAUGUAAAAGCAGAAGUUUCGAUUAAUUAUUGGUGAAAUAACUUUGCAUUUGAACUCGUCGUUUUGUUUUUUUAUAUCGCUAAAUUGCAUAUUUAAACUGCGGAACUACUUUUGCGCACCUUCGGUUGCAGUCGAGCUUAGAUUUGUACCGACGUGCUUUUAUUUUGAAGAAGAAAAAAAAGUUAUACCGGAAGUAGUCUAUUGACUCUUGCUGUUGGCGGAAGUCGGUCGUUAAGUUUUGUAUCGCGUAGCUAGCAGUUAGCUACACGGUAGCUCGCGUCAAAUGCAGCGGUUUUAUUUGUACUUUCUUCUUCUUUCUCCGUCGCCAUGAACAGGGCGCAGCUGAAGCGGUCCGGCAUCUUGAGGAUGGCGCUCGCCGGCUCGGAGUCGACGGACCCGGACGGUCCCCACGGAGACACCUUCGUCCUGCGGGCUGUCAAAAUAGGAGCCGUGGUCGCGGCGUACUGGUUCGUCUCCAUCACGAUGGUGUUCCUCAACAACUACCUGCUGGACAACCGGGACCUGGACGCGCCGCUGCUCAUCACCUUCUACCAGUGCCUGGUGACGGUGGCGCUGUGCUGGCUCAUGCAGCUACUGUCGCGGCUGUGCCCGGGGCUCAUCGACUUCCCCGCGGUCCGGUUCGACCCCAAGACGUCCCGGGAGGUGCUGCCGCUGUCCGUCGUGUUCAUCGCCAUGAUCACCUUCAACAACCUGUGCCUGAAGCACGUGGGCGUGGCCUUCUACACGGUGGGCCGGUCGCUUAGCACCGUGUUCAACGUGCUGCUGUCCUACGUCAUCCUGAAGCAAACCACUUCGCUGCAAGCCAUCGUGUGCUGCGGGAUCAUACUGGGUGGAUUCUGGCUCGGCGUGGACCAGGAAGGCUUGACGGGGUCCCUCUCCUGGACGGGCGUCUUCUUCGGCGUGUUGGCCAGCGCCUGCGUCUCUCUGAACGCCAUCUUCACCAAGAAGGUGAUGCCGGCGGUGGACGGAAACAUCUGGAAGCUGUCCUACUACAACAACAUCAACGCCUGCGUCCUCUUCCUGCCGCUCAUCAUCAUCUCCGGAGACCUGGGCCGCCUGGCCGCCUUCACCCACCUCGGCAACCUCAGGUUCUGGGGCAUGAUGACGCUGGGCGGCGUGUUCGGCUUCGCCAUCGGCUACGUCACGGGCCUGCAGAUCAAGUUCACCAGCCCGCUGACGCACAACGUCUCGGGGACGGCGAAGGCCUGCGCGCAGACCGUCAUCGCGGUGGUGUACAACUCCUCCAGCAAGAGCCUGCUGUGGUGGACGAGCAACAUGAUGGUGCUCGGCGGCUCGUCGGCCUACACCUGGGUCAAAAGUCUGGAAAUGAAGAAGUCCCCCCACAGAGACGCUCCUCCGGACCCCGCCAAGGAGAAACUGCUGGAGGCGGAGAAAGACGGCGUAGGAGUGUAACUUAAACAUUUUUUAAACUUAGCAACUUUUAUCUGUGUGGUGAGAAAAUGUGAAAUAAUGCAACACGUGGCUGAUCGGGGAUUUGAAGUGACGCACACAUGGAAUAGAUUUUAAUAGUCUUGUGGUUUUUUUUAUACAGUUUUAUUUGAGGCCUGAUGGAAUUUGUAUAUAUAAAUAUAUAUAUAUUUUUAUUUUAAACUAUUCACAUGCGUUUAGGGCCUGUUUUUUUUUUUUUUUUUUUUUUAAAUACAAUCGCUUUGAUUGAACAAUUGAAUAAUGUGUCUUAUAUGGUCCAAAGUGUUUUUAUUCAUAGGGAGGGUAUAUUUACUCAUAUUGGGGUUAUUGGAGUCGUAUAGCGACAAAAAGUGACUUUUAAAUUCUGAUUCCACAGAUUGUAUUUUGUGGGCUUUGUGAAACAUACACGUGUAUGUUCCUUUAAGGAUCGCGUGGUGGCCUCUGGCAUACGGAAGGAUCUGUAGUAUCAUGUGUGGUAACGUAACCUAGGUAACCUGACCUUGGUAAUCAAAACAUUGUGUAUGUUCCUUUAAGGAUCGCGUGGUGGCCUCUGGCAUACGGAAGGAUCUGUAGUAUCAUGUGUGGUAACGUAACCUAGGUAACCUGACCUCGGUAAUCAAAACCUCGUGUCAGUGGGACUUGCGUACAACAGGCCCCCUUUUUGUUUGUUUUUUUUAUCCAUAAAGUAAACGCUACAUUUGCUCCAGCGCAAUUUUUUUUCUAUAUUGUCAGCCCAGACGAUGCUGUCGAGUGUAUGGAAACAUAUUUGCAUUUCAAGCGUGCCGUCGGUGUCUUUAUUAUGUUGUGGAAGUCUUAGUUUGCACUGGAGGGGAGGAAGGGGGGGGGGCUCAUUUUACACAAAGCAUUAAAGCUGCUGCACAAUU